Messenger RNA from Tarenaya hassleriana, 991 nucleotides. RefSeq names its product F-box protein At1g61340. The coding region runs from base 182 to 736 and encodes 184 amino acids. The transcript has 4 exons. Gene Ontology annotation, molecular function: protein binding. The record is from RefSeq and is a predicted model, not a curated record. Lineage: Eukaryota; Viridiplantae; Streptophyta; Magnoliopsida; Brassicales; Cleomaceae.
AAUAAUUGAGUUAAUUGCUCAAGAGGAAGAAAAACUUCAACUAUAACUACAUCAUUGUUCGUUCCACGAUUCUAAAAAAUUCGUGAAGAAUCUCUGAAAGUUAGGAUUGAUUUUUCUGAAUCCCACUUGUAAGUAAGAAAUUACCUGAAAAGAUUUGUGAGUUCUUCCUAUUUUGGGCGAAAUGGCAUUGGGGAAGAAGAGAUUCGGUUCCCUGAAUUCGAAAUCGAAAUCGAAUUCGAAGCAUCGGGUUGUGGAAGAUGGAGAUUCAGGGUUAGGGUUAGGAUUCGUGCAAUACAAGAGAGGAUUGGGGAGGAAGAGGAUUCUGAUUUCUGCCGGAGCAGAGGAAGGGUCGAUGUUUGAUUCACCGAUUGAGAAAACCUCGUCGAAGAGGCUUUGCAACGAGGCAUUGGUUUCCGACAGUGAAACUUGUCGGCUCCAAUCUCUUCCCCAAGACAUUCUGGUUAGGGUUCUCUGUCAUGUCGAGCACGACGACUUGAAACAGUUGUUUCAUGUGUCAAAGACAGUAAGAGAAGCUACAUUGAUCGCGAAGCAGUCGCAUUUCGCGUACAGCACGCCGAAGAAAACGUUGGUUUUCCAUGGCGGAUUCAAUUCAGACGAGCCAACUGAUUCUGGGGAUGAGAUCGAAGCCCCGGGAGCUCCCAGGUUAAAGAGGUUUGGUCGGUCACUGAUAACCAGUAAGGAAGUUUCUGGAAUCUCAGUGUCUCUAUUCACCUGAGCUUGACACACAGAAUGAAAGAUUAGGACACGGAGAAGAUGAUUUUGGUGCAGCCGAUUCUUCAAAACUUUUCGUUGAAGAUCAGUUAAAAAGGGUUUGCUGUUUUCUUGUUCAUGGGUUUGGUUCUGUAAAUUACAUUUGAUAGGUGUAGAUAGAUAGAUUUGUCCAUGUCUGAAUCAUAAUGUAAAGUCAUGAACUCGGUGAUGUAUAUUUUAUAUGGAGUUUGAUCCAAUAAAAGAAACAUAUUGUUUCUUA